Bacillus rossius redtenbacheri is the source of this 1877-nucleotide messenger RNA. RefSeq names its product glucose dehydrogenase [FAD, quinone]-like. The transcript is spliced from 2 exons. Lineage: Eukaryota; Metazoa; Arthropoda; Insecta; Phasmatodea; Bacillidae. The record is from RefSeq and is a predicted model, not a curated record. Gene Ontology annotation, molecular function: flavin adenine dinucleotide binding; oxidoreductase activity, acting on CH-OH group of donors. The coding region runs from base 151 to 1875 and encodes 574 amino acids.
ACACCGUGAAUACACUUAAAUACCAGCAGUGAACACGCAAGAGGUGCACUAGCACCCAGCAACGGAACGCCCACGGAUAAGAACUGAUGCGGAUUUAAAACUACAAACUGCUAGACUUGGCCUGAUAUCGGCGACUGCCCGCGACCUGCCAUGCCGCCUGUCCUGCUGGGCUUCCCGAGCAUGCUGCUCCUGCUGUGCGCGGGCCACGCCGCGGCCGACCAUCACGGCUCCUCCGGCGACAGAUACGACUUCAUCGUCGUGGGCGGCGGGGCAGCCGGCUGCGUGCUGGCCUCCCGACUGACCGAGGUCGCGGAGUGGCGGGUGCUGCUGCUCGAGGCGGGGGGAGAGGAGCCCGAGUGGUCGCGCGUCCCGGCCUACUCGAGCUACACCCUGCUGCCCGAGAGCAACAUCGACUGGGGGUACAGGACGGUGCCUUCCCCCAACUCCUGCGGCGGCGUCGGCUGCGUGUUCCCCAGGGGGAAGACCCUCGGCGGGUCCACCUCCACCAACGGCAUGUUCUACGUCCGAGGCAGCAGACAGGACUACGACAACUGGCAGGCGAUGGGGAACCCGGGAUGGGGCUACGACGACAUGCUGAAGUACUUCAUCAGGUCCGAGAACAACGGCGCCGAGGCUUUGGCGGCGACGGAGUACCACGGCUCCAAAGGACCGCUCAACGUGGAUUUGUUCAAAGUCCAAGACGUCAACACCAGGGGCAUCUUGGCCGCCCUGGUGCAGUACGGCUUGCCCGAGAGGGACCUCAACGGACGGCAUCUGAUCGGCGCUGCCGUGACCCAGAUGACGACUCUCAACGGUGAGAGGCACAGCGCGAACCAGGCGUUUCUGGAAGAAGCGCGGAAAAGACCGAAUCUGAAAGUAAUCACCAAGGCCCACGUGUUGCGAAUUUUGAUUCGGAACCAGAGCUACGCCUACGGGGUUGAAUACUUAAAAGGGAAAAAAUCCCAUCAAGCUUUUGCAUCGAAAGAAGUCAUACUUAGUGCAGGGAGCAUUGGAUCACCUCAGAUUUUGCAAUUAUCAGGCAUAGGUCCCACAGAAGUUUUGACCCCAUUGGGAAUAAACGUAGUGGCCAAUCUUCCGGUUGGCAAAAGCUUACAGGAUCAUGCGUGCUCCACUACUAUUGCGUGUAAUGUGAAAAGAACUUCUCAUAUUCCAAAUAUUACGACGCAGUACGAAGACUUACUAGAUUACAUACAUAAAAGGGAAGGUCCCCUAACAGCGACCGGAACGCUGCAAAUAGCAGCAUUCUUUCAGCCAGAGAACGACACGAGUGACGAUGCAAUCCCCUACAUGGAGAUGACAUUCGCCCCAACAACAUCUGAAGGCACUUUGCCUUUCUGCUAUUAUGACAAAGUAUACUUCGUUGGUAUUCUUCAGAAGCCACUGAGCAAGGGUUAUGUAAGGAUAAACAGCACUGACCCUCUGGAACCACCUUUAAUUCAACCCAACUAUUUCGUGGAAGAUCAAGAUAUGCAGAGAAUGUUGCAAGGAGUGCACUAUGCACUGGACAUAAUAAAGAAGCCUGCGUUGCAGGAGCUUGGAUUCGAACUAGACAAGGAGCCUAUAAAAGGAUGCGAGAGUCAUGUUUGGGGCACAGAUGAAUAUUUUCGCUGCGGAAUAAUGACGACCACGAGAAGCAACUACCACCCAGUAACAACGUGCAAAAUGGGCCCAAUUUCAGACCCAACUACUGUAGUGGACUCUCAUCUGAAGGUGCACAACAUUUCUAACCUCAGAGUAAUAGACGCCUCUAUUAUGCCGACGAUAAUAAGUGGACAUACAAUGGCGCCGUCUAUUGCGAUAGGAGAGAAAGGUUCUGACAUGCUUAAACAAGCGUGGAGAAAGAAAAAAAAUUGAUU